UUCGACGUCACUCUCCUGCGACAGUGUGUCAACCAUAGACUGGUGUCAACUUCAAACAUGGCUUCAAGACUAGAAAUCAAUUUUGUCAGAUUAUUGUCUCGCUGUGAAUCUAUAGCGUCGGAGAAACGGGGCGAAACAGAAUGGAGGUUAGAAAAGUAUGUAGGUGCCCUGGAGGAGAUGUUAGUGGCUCUGAGGAAAAGCCAGAGCAAACCCACACCAGAAAUACUGACUGAAUACACAAGAAAAGUAGAUUUCCUCAAAGGACUUCUAGAGGCUGAGAAACUGUCUUCACCUACAGAAAAGGCCUUAGCUAAUCAGUUCCUCGCCCCGGGGCGGACACCCACUAUAGCCAAUGAGAGGAUGCCUGCCACUAAGACUGUCCACCUGCAGACAAAGGCUCGUUGUACAGGAGAGAUGAGGGAUGAGCUGCUUGGCACGGGGCUGACUGGCAAAGGCAUGUCAGAAACAGAGAUGAGAAAAAGAAGAGGUCUUCACCUGGAUGAGCGUCAGUCUGCGGCAGAGCUGGAGGCUGUCCUGCAGCACCAUCAUAACCUGCAGGAGAAACUUGCUGACGACAUGCUCAACCUGGCCCGGAACUUGAAGAAUAACACUCUGGCAGCGCAGAACAUCAUCAAACAGGACAACCAGACAUUGAACCAAUCCAUGCGUCAGGCAGACCUGAACUUAAAGAAGCUGAAGACAGAGUCCGAGCGGUUGGAGCAGCACACCAAGAAGUCUGUCAACUGGCUGCUGUGGCUUAUGCUCAUCCUGGUCUCCUUCACCUUCAUCAGCAUGAUCCUCUUCAUCAGAAUCUUCCCCAGGCUCCGAUGAUGACUGCCUACAAUCUUGAACUCUUAGUUUUCAUGUCCUCCCGUGUUUACGGAGCAGCACCUGCAUGGGCCUCGUAGCUCUGCAGAUCAGUAGUGGUCAGAACCAAAACAACGCAGCUUAAUGAACUGAAACAUUUGCACUUUUGACUGCAGUUCGUCCUCUUGACAGUAAGAUUGAAAGUGUGGUGUGAAGUGUUAUUAUUCCAUUUUUCAACAGUGCAGAACAUAAAUGGAGCUUGUUUUUUUUUUGAGGCACUUAGUGAGCAACAAAAAAAGUCUUAAUAUCCAGACAGCAGACACUCAGCCUAACUAUUCUCACCCCACAUCAAGCAGGCUACAAGCCAUACAGUGCGUGUAAAUCAAAAUGAUCUUGUGUUUAUUUGUCUCACCCUUCUUCUGAAACAGUUAAUGAACCGUCCACUAUCUGCUAUAUUCUAUAUAAACCAAAGUUUUAACACUGAAUUAAGCUACAAAUAAAGUCUAAAGAUAUAAAAUAAAAAAGCUUUGGAUGUGCUAGAUUUUUAAAUUGAUUAGUAACCCUUUACCAUUUCGUACCUAAUGGUAUUAUAUACACUUAAAAUAUAGAUUUUAAAACAGUGUAAUGUAGAUAUUGGAAGCGAUACGUAUGUUGAGCAUUCUUCAGUAACUAUAAGUCUCCCUUGAGGGCAUAUUUUACCUUAUUCCCCCUGGGUUUUACCAUGUCAGUGCCUUUUCAGGAGAUGCUAUAGUUACACUGAAAAUACAUCAAUAAAAAUUAAUAUAUAAUGAAUUAUUAAAGGUUUAUAAGGUGCUUAUUAAUGUUAAAGGGUGGAAUUAAAGUGUUACCAAUUGUUUCAAAAUAUAAAAGCAUCACAAAUUACAAAACGUAUUUCAAGCAUCAGUUUGAUUUUUCUUAAAAGUUUUUCUCCUGGUUAAGUUUUAAAGGAAAAACAUUUGUGCUGUCAGAUUUUUUUUGUACAUUACUCCUCAUAAACCAUUGUUCUUUUCAUUGUUCAUCGUGUGUUUAAGUGUCCUAGUCAGAUGACAACAUUUUUGAUGAUUCUGUAGAUGUUAAGUGUGGGGCUGCUGAUGUUAAUGAAAUUAAAUGACUGUAACCCAUUAAACGCAUUGAUAUAUCAUUGAGAGCAGCUACUGUGUGAUUGAGAACACAAGAAACUCCAGAAGAUUUAAAGUCACUCAUUUUCAACAACCUCCUCUCAGUGUGUUUGCUGAGUAACUGUCAGACCUGUAUGUGUGUUUUGGGAGCUGGUAUUGAUAUUUUUUUCUUCACUACAUAGAAUAUUGAAUUUGCGCCUUCUGUUUUGAAAUGUGACUGCUGCAGUGACUCCAUGUGGCCACUGGGUGUCAGUCACAUCCUUUGAAUAUGAUCACAAAGUAACCUCCAUGACCCUUGAUCAAGCCAUGAAUCCCAAAUUAACCCUGCUACUAGUUUAGAAGUGAUCUGAGGACUGAAGUAUGUCUAAAUAAAGGCAGUUGGCAAAUAAAAAGCAAACAGCA
This is a messenger RNA of Notolabrus celidotus (New Zealand spotty), 2327 nucleotides long. RefSeq names its product unconventional SNARE in the ER 1 homolog (S. cerevisiae) (gene use1). Gene Ontology annotation, molecular function: SNAP receptor activity. Gene Ontology annotation, biological process: retrograde vesicle-mediated transport, Golgi to endoplasmic reticulum. Gene Ontology annotation, cellular component: SNARE complex; endoplasmic reticulum. Lineage: Eukaryota; Metazoa; Chordata; Actinopteri; Labriformes; Labridae. The coding region runs from base 58 to 831 and encodes 257 amino acids. The transcript has 8 exons. The record is from RefSeq and is a predicted model, not a curated record.